This is a messenger RNA of Acipenser ruthenus (sterlet), 1910 nucleotides long. RefSeq lists its product as uncharacterized. NCBI's taxonomy places the organism in Eukaryota, Metazoa, Chordata, Actinopteri, Acipenseriformes, Acipenseridae. The record is from RefSeq and is a predicted model, not a curated record. The transcript has 3 exons. Bases 539 to 1303 code for a protein of 254 amino acids.
UAACCCACCUUUAAUUGCCCACUGAACCCACCUUUAAUCGAGUGCGAGUCAAAUGGCACUACAGCGGCUUUUUUUGUGGUAAAACAGCCACCGGCAGUCUCCGUCUAGCUCAAUCUUUUUUUAUUUGUAAUGCUUUAAUGUUGUGGGUGAGUUAGUUAAAUAGGACCGAUUAAAGACUGAAUUGUUUCUUAAAACACCACAAUCAAUCAUAUUCUUGAUGGGGUAAAGUAUUCCGAGUGACGUUCCUCAGACAGUCUGCCAGGCUGUGAUGCCAGUAUUUUUGCUGGGGUCUCUGUUGCUCGAGUUCUGUGUGCCUUCCUCUGGUCAACCUGACAGUGCUUCAGUGGGGCUUGAGCCGAGCUGGACGCGCAUCUCUGUUUCUCUCUUUCUUUAACUUUCCUUAACGGUACCUGUUUUUUUUGGGGUGGGGGGAUAAAAAAAAAGACACCAGACACUACGACUUGCGGGGAAAAAAAGAGGAGGAAGCAUGGACAAACAUGAAGCCAUUUUAGCACUAUGGUGAAUCAAGAAGCCGAGGAUGUUGGGAUUCAGCCCUUGUUCGGUCAGUGCUCGCAUGCUGUCAGAUCAGAAUGCCCUGGGUGUGCCAGAGAUGGACUGCAGCCCACGCAGUUACUUCCUGCCUCCACCAGAGACAGAGAGCUGGCGCAAACACCGGCUGGGUCUGGCGCAGGCCUCGCACUCUUGCACACUGCUGGAACCAGACAGCCUCUCAGAAAGCAGCUAUCUGUCGCGCACCGCCAGCAUGGAUGUGCUGUACGAGCUGCGAGCCAGGGAGGCCGACUCCACCACACUCUUCCCCUUCGACGGCACUGCUCCCCUGGCUAUAGACCAUGACAUCCCUGUCAGCCCUCAGGUCAUCAAGAGGCGCCGGGGCGGGCUAAUUGACCAGAGGGACAUCAUCCGGGCACACGAGGCUCACAAGAUGCAGAGCACACCUCAGGCCAAGCGCAAGGAGUGGGAAAUGGCACGGUUUGGAGACGGGGUGGCCGGCAGACUUGGAUCCGGAGAUGGUGGCUCAGAACGCAGCCGAAACAGACAGGGAGUCCCGGUCUCUUCUGGAGGAGUUUCAGCAGCUUAUAAACAGUCAAAAGCGCAAAGAGCACGAACGAUGGCUCUGUACAACCCCAUCCCUGUCAGGCAAAACUGUUUUACUGUCAACAGAUCUUUAUUCAUUUUUGGAGAGGACAACGUUGUCAGGAAAUACGCAAAGAAGAUAAUUGAAUGGCCAUAUCCUUUUUUAAACGGUAAACAUAUUACUGAACAUGAUACUGCACUGUCUUAAUUUUGUUUUUGAUAAAUAACCAACACCGUAAUGCAUAUACAUUUCUAAACAUUGUGCCAUUUAAAUUUUUUCGGAUGCUGGAGUGGGUCGUUUGCUCCACAAGCAUAAUAUAGCGUCUUUUUACAGUGCGUCUAACACUUAUAGUAGUAACCAGUUACUCUAACCCAGUAGCUUUGAUAGUAUAACCUUACUUUUAUCAAUAAUAUCGUAUGUAAGUCUAUGAAGCCACAAUGUCACUAGCAUCAAAACAAAAAAGACAUAGUUUAAAAGAGUUUACUUGGAGGUGUCCCUGUUAAUAUUGUGUAUGUUUUUGUACUAUUGACUAGUGUCUUUGGAGUUCGAGCCUCCAGCCAAUUUUAGUUAUGCCUCGCCUUUACUUUAUGCAUCCAUGCGUGCGAUGCCUAUACCGGGUGAUUCGGUCUGUAUCGUGGUGUGUCCAUAACCUCUCACGCUGCUUCUAUAUAUAUAUAAAACUGCUGAUCUUCUACAAUUGAGAUUCAAGCUGGUUAAGGCAUUUUAACAUUCAAGUUAUUGAGCGUAUAUCCGUUGGAAUAUAGGGACGAUGCCGACUGUCUGUCUUUAUUAUAUACGUGCAUUUUGUAAAUAA